Molecule: messenger RNA, 2813 nt
Organism: Ostrea edulis (European flat oyster)
Lineage: Eukaryota; Metazoa; Mollusca; Bivalvia; Ostreida; Ostreidae
Exons: 2
Coding region: 60-2093 (677 amino acids)
Source: RefSeq, a predicted model, not a curated record
AUGAAAGUAGAUAAAGUGGGACUUCCCACACCUGUAAAUACCCACAUCAAUACUUAGCAAUGGAUUCCCCCAGUAUAACAUCCCAAAUUGAAACAGGUAUACAGCAUAUGUCAGAGUCUGUGUUUGUGGGACUGUGUCGUACUGUGGGGACAUCACAACAGGUGGCAAUGAGGAGAGAUAUGAUGGACAUUGAGGAGAUGGUGACAAAUAAAGCAAGAAAAAGUAACCAGGAGACGUCGAUGUUGAGUGGAAGUUACAGAGAAGGAUUCAGAAUGAAGGGAUCUGACAUGGAUACUAUGUAUUGGUUUAAUGAACGAGUGAUCUGGGACUUAUCUCAGACCCAGUUUUACAAUGUACAGAGACAAUCCCUGAUUCUUUCUGUCGCUUCUGAAAGUCCACCCGGAUUUACUUUACUUAAAUUACUGACACCAAGAGCAGAGAGCAGCGUUAUCUCGGCAUUAGUCACAAUUAAUGGUGGAUGGUAUAUAUCUAGUUCUAAAUACAGAGAGAUCACAUGUUCUAAUAUAAUGCCCAACUCUACAGUACAUGGUCCAUGUGGCAGUGGAGUAAUAGAGGGAGUAGAAUAUGACUAUGCUCGCUGCUUUGUUUGUGACUUCUGGCCUCCGUCUGCCUCCUCAUGGAUAGACAGAUGUCACACAUGGCCCCAGCCACAGGUUGUUAGGGACAUAGUCAGAAGUGGAUGUCACUUUGUAGCAAUAGGACACAAAUUAGGAAAUCAUGAAAGCAAUGAAUGGAGAAUUUCAUUUUCUCUGGCAGAACAAAAACUUGUGUACUCUAUGAACCACUGUCAAUUCUUAACUUAUGGUUUGCUGAAAUUGUUCUUAAAAGAAGUCAUUAACAAUGGAUUAGGUGAUGCUGAGAAAUUACUAUGUUCCUAUCACAUGAAGACAGCAGUUUUCUGGAUGAUUCAACAAAACACAAUACCUAACUGGUGUCCACAGAAUCUCCUGAAAUGUUUCUGGUACUGCUUUAAGCUCAUCCUUAAAUGGGUGUAUGAGGGAGUCUGUCCUAACUUUUUCCUUCCAGAAAACAACAUGUUUCUCAGUAAUAUCCACGGUGGAGCACAAAACAGAUUAUUUAUUAGACUGUAUGGUUUUUAUGAAAAAGGUUUAGCAUCCCUGCUAUACAGUCCCCCCCUCAGCUCCUAUAUCAUGAAUGUCCUUUAUAACCACAGACUCAGUAUUUGUAAAGAUGAACAACCUUUGGUAUCUGAGAUCGAGUUUGAUCAUGCAAUGUUCAGUGAGAUAUACACAAGUCCAAUACCCUCAUCAGGCAUCUACUUAAUUAGGAAGUACCUAAACACAGUACAACAGUUGACAGUCUCACCCCUGACACAGUAUCAAGUUGUCAUGUUACAGGUACUUACAGCCUUCUUGCUUCACAGUGCUGUUUUUACAUUACAAAACAUGUACAGUAACACCACUGAAAACAAGCUGAUGUAUAUUGAUGACAGAAUGUUCUGUCACAUGUUGAAACUCACAGCCAAGUUUGGGUGUAUUUCUGACAGGUUGUACCUUGCAAUGUAUUAUUACAAGACACUCAGAUACACAGAAGCUUCGUCUGUGAUAGAGAUGACAAAGGUCAAGUUAGAUCAGCCAUAUGUGAUGUAUAAAGUGACAGUAGACGCAGAGAGGUAUACCGAGGCUGUAGGGGGACAGUCCUGGUCUACAAAGUUAAGACAUGCUGUAGCAGAGAAUAUCAUAUUAAACAACAGUAUCAUUUAUAUCAAUGAAUUAAAGACAGAGCAGAUGGUUUCCUUACAGAACCAUAUUCCUUGCCUGCAUAUCCCGCCCCUAGUUGUGUUACACAUGCUGGAGUUCUUGUGUUACAGACAUAUUGACACAAUGAGAGCACAAACAGCUCUUAAUGAUCUACAGGUCCUAGUUCACCAUGAUCAGGGGCGGUAUGUAGAUGUGGACUUAAGAGACAUAUCAUGGCAGAUCCUGGGUAUCUGUCAACAGAUCUCAGGGAACCUCCAGGCUGCUCUAUACUCCUACCAACAAUCACUCGAACGAAAUCCAUUCAAUAAAACACAAAGUGCUACUCUAAUGAGAAUACAUGAACUCGGAUAAAUAUAGUAUUGCAUGUUAGUUUAUGUUAAUGACUGCCAUUGACUCAUCAUCAGUGACAGUCACCUAAGCCAAAUGUGAGGACUUCAAAUAUUUUACAGCUUCAGUGUUCGAAAUUGGUUUAAAACUUGGUAUAGACCACAGAUCUAUGCCAAAAUAAAAAUGACAUAGACCUCAUCGAAUUGGCAUAGACCGCAACAUUAAACAUGAAAAAAAAAACAACACAAAUUUAAAACAUUGUUAUUUACUUCUAAUGUACUUUGAAAGCAUAUUUUCCUUAUAUGCACGCUUUCCAUUUCCAUAACAAUGUACUCCUUUCAUCAUAACGUUUAUCAGACGUCAACUUUUUGGAUAACUCUAUUGCUUUAAACCUAGAAAAUCGGCAUAGACAAUUUGGUUAUCCCAAUUACAAUUAGCAUAGACUGGUGUCAUUUGACACAGACUCGGUCUAUCGGUCUAUAUGGUUAAUUUCGAACACUGCAGCUUAUGACACAAAGUUUCCUCUUGUAAUUAUGUCAAAGUUAUAUAUACAAGUCGAUAUUGGUUACAGGACAAUUAUGAAAAAUUACAAUAUACAUGUUGGAACAAACAAUGUUUCUGCUAUAUACCCCAGUAUUAUAAAUAAAAAUGAAUCAUAUAUGUUUCCUUAUUUCUCUAUAUGUAAAUCCUAACAAUGUUUCUGCUAUAUACCCUAGUAUUAUAAAUAAAAAUUAAUCACAGAUA